Molecule: messenger RNA, 5280 nt
Organism: Anoplophora glabripennis (Asian longhorned beetle)
Lineage: Eukaryota; Metazoa; Arthropoda; Insecta; Coleoptera; Cerambycidae
Product: kinetochore-associated protein 1-like
Exons: 24
Coding region: 1-5274 (1757 amino acids)
Biological process (GO): protein localization to kinetochore involved in kinetochore assembly; mitotic sister chromatid segregation; mitotic spindle assembly checkpoint signaling
Cellular component (GO): cytoplasm; kinetochore microtubule; RZZ complex
Molecular function (GO): small GTPase binding
Source: RefSeq, a predicted model, not a curated record
AUGUUAAUGGUAAACGAUAAUAAUGGUAAGAAACAAAUCGUGGCGGUCACAAAGAAAAAUGAGCUAGGAGAGUCACAUUUACAAUUGCUCAAUUCAGAUUUCUCCGUGAUAUUUUCUUUAAAAAUAUCAAACCCGGUGCACCUCAUCCAACUAGAGAAUGUUAGCGACGAAACUUUAAUAUUGUCUAAAAUAUGUAACGGUGACGGGUUAAUAUCCGAACUGAGAGUUCAGUGCGUCUACGAAACCGAACCAGAACUGAGACUAACUAGACUUCUGAGAAAGCAGAGGUUCGAUGAGGCGGAAAAGUUUGCAGAAAAGCACCAUCUCGGUUCGAUGUUAAUACUAAAGGCUAGAGCGCAAGUAAUCAUUGAUAAAACAGUUUGCACUUCCGAUGAUGUUAAUAGAUUGAUUGAAAUAUUGGAGUCGAUAGAUGACGAUCAUUUCAAAUUGCAGUGCUGUUCUAAUGUCGAAUGCAACAGUUACGAGGACUUGAGGAAAAUUUUGAAUUACGGUUCUAUGAUAGUACCAAAAACUCACCAUGAGAAUAAAGAACAGAUAUCGAUUAUGCUAAGAGUGGUGAUGGAUACGCUUUUUAAGUUCGAUACUUACAUGGCAGUGUACUCUCACUACGACCUGCAGACUUGGUCGAGAUUUUUAACGUGCGAUUUGAUAGAUGAACUCAAAAUGUAUUUGAAGAAUUUCCAAAUUGAAGAAGCCACCAUCAUAUACAGCCGGUUAGAUUUCCAAACCGUAGACAAACUAACCGAAGAAAAAAUCGAGGAGAUACUGUUAAUCCUUAACAACGUACCUAUAAAUAUUUGUCAGCCGUUCUUACUCACGUUUAUACCGAUCACGAUGGUCAAUAACCCUUCGACUCUGCCCAUUUUCGUGAAAUGGUUACGAAACAGAAUCUUGCAGUUGGAGAAGAGAGACAGUUUUAAUUUUCCGGAGAACGGGUUAAAGUUCGCAGAGUAUAUCUUGAAACUGUUGAAAGUCGAAGAGGGCAGCUACAUUUUCUUCCAGCGACAGUGCAUGUUACACAAAGAGGUUCUCAACGGUCUGGUGGCUCUAACGGAGGCUUUGAGGGGUUUGCAAUUGCUUAAGAAUAACUUUAGGAUUAAUAUUUCUCUGUCGGAGUAUAUGAUGGGUCCCAAGGCGGUCAUAAGGAAUCUAUUGAAUAUCGUGAUGCCGCCGGAAGAUUACGACUUGUUUUUAAAGGAGUUCCUGUAUAAGUUUAUGAUACAGAACGGGUUCGAGCCAGACGAGAUAUUCCUAGAGGAGAUUAAGAACUUGAUAAAGUACGACGAAGAGUACUGGGUUAAUAUCGUCGAGGCGAUCUUGAAAUACAUCAGUUCGGUUAAAAUCAAACUGGAGGCUGUGAUCGAGAUCUUAGAAAACGCUCAGGUCCCGUGGUGCGAUACCGUGAGGGCAAUCGGUCAGUGUGCCCUGCAGUAUUCGCACCCCCUGGUUUCGAAUAUAAAAGAUAUACUCGAGAACGAGCCGAGACUGGUCGUGUUGAGGAAUCCGAAGUAUAAAAUAAAAGAAAAGCAAAUUACCACGAUUUACGAGUUGGAAUAUGUUGUAAGGCGCAUUAUCUACAUUAAUGAACCGUCAAUUGUGGACGACGUUUACCAGUUAUGUAAAACUGAGGCCGAAAAGCGAGGAGUUGACAUCAUUUUGGUGCAGCAUUUUAUAAAAAACAAAAAUGAGGAACAAGCUAUGUCUGUCUUAGACAACAUCGGAAACAAACAAGAAAUUUACCUGUGCGCUAAAUGGGUUUCCUCAUUCGCAGAAAUUAUUAUAAAUAAUGAGAUCAAUUCGAAUAAAUACGCCCCGAUAUACUACAAAGCCCUUGGCCCGUUGUUUAGAAGACUGAUGGAAAAUAACGUUAAUAAAACCGACAGCCACAUUAUAGACGAGGACUUGAAAAUUUUGAGGGGCGUUUUUAAAUUGAACAAACUGUUUGGACGCAACGUUACGACAUACGAUCUAAGAUCCUUUUCUAAAAAGAACAGUAUCUUUGAUGAAAUAAUCGAAGAAGUAUCCGAGGACUUUAAUAAAGGCUCGUUGAAUAUGGAAUAUAUAUUCAACGUGUGUGAUAACCUAGCAGUGUUCUUGUCCCUCGACAAAGACAGCGUGUUGAUUAAGUUUUGUGAGAAAGUUGCAAAAUACGACGCAAUCGUGAAGGUAGCCGAACGUCUGUAUGACGGCGAGUCAGAUUCGCGAAGUCUUUGCCUCGUCGCAGUACUUCUCCUGAAAUAUACGGCCUCCUGCGACACCCAUAUGUCGUGUGACAGUUUCAGCGAUAACUCCGACGGGUGCUUGCUUCCUUGCGAUUCGGGUCCGGGCAUCUCGUCGAGCUCGGAAAACGCCAGUAACAGCUUCGUAGUCGGUUCGAGGUUAUGCGAGAAGAUCGUGGUUAAAGCUUUAAUUAACGCCAAGGAGUACGAGUUGCACGAUGUCAUGGAGGUGGUGAACUGGAUAUACAGCUGCUUUUACUUGACGAGGUCCCAGGAUCCUCUUCAAACGGAACUUUUCAAGCAUAUUUACCAUUCCGAACACAUUUUACCUGCUUCUUCUACUUUCGCUGCAAUUAGGAAUGUGUUUGAGCUAUUCUGCAAUUUUAUCGGAAGCGAUAGAAAUCCUUGCACAACAUACAGAUAUUUGACCAAUUUCGUAACAGAUGCAACACUACUAUCUGAGGAACAACUGUUGCAGGAAAUUUCAAUGUUACCUGCAACGAUAGACAGUCUUUGCAGGGAAGGGCAGCACUUAACAGCCUACAAAUUACUGGUAACUUUAGAGAACGGGCUAAAACGGGCGAGGAAUAUCAACCCGUCCAUUCUCAAAUUACUCAGUUCGAUUAUAAAUAAGAAGUGUAUUCCUCAACUUCUACACGUGGUGGUUUCCUCCAAGUACAUCGAUCUCGUACUGUUUGAAAACUUACUCCUGGCAAGCCAGAAGGAUUAUUAUAGGUACAUCGAGCACUAUCUGAAGUUGUACAAGAGGCAGUCCAGAAAACUGCACGACAUAGCCACGGUGGGUAUAAAACUCCUGGAUUUCUACAACGUGUCUGCGGGUAAAGACGUUCUCUUAAAGGCCAUCAUUACUUGCAAAUGGUGGAACAAACUGAAAUCUGUGAUAACUGGUAUACCGUAUGACGUAUUCUUCAAAGAAAACUCUGACACGCGUUUGAAACUGCUCUUCACUUUGGAUUUGCUUGACAUCGUUACGAUAAGGGAGUACUGCGAUGACUAUAAGCUAGACGUUCAGGUGUAUUAUAUGGAAUACUUAAAAAGCAUUCUGGUCAACUGGAAGCCCGAUUACGAAUACAAAGCCAGCACAAACGGCAGGGGAACGUUGCUUAUAAAAAACGAUGAAAACAUCUUACUUUCGAAAUGCACGCAAGUUAUCGAUAUCAUCAAAGAUAAAGAUGCAGUAUAUUCCCUGUUGGAUAAAAUAUGGGACAUAGCAAACUUCUACCAUUACGAGGUUUUCAUCUGCAUUUUAAAGAUAAUAGGUAACACUGGGAAAAGAGAAAAAACGAAGAACCUGGAUCUGCCGCUGUUGCUCUUCCUAAAAAAUUACCACCGUUUCAGCCCGCCCGGUCAGAACGAGAAGGAACAGUGGUACAGUAAGUUCACCGAGAGCCAAACGUUGGACGCCCUGUCCGAGUUUAGGCUGCCGUUCAUCCAAACGUUGUUCACCUUGGACAUUUGGAACAUAAUUCGUCCUGAAAUUAACUUAAAGUCGUAUAGGUAUUGGUUCGAUGCCGCUAAUAUUUUACGGAAGAAUUUGAAGAAGGACGACAUAUGCAUCUACGCCGUCAAAGAAGUGGUUACAAGUGGGAUUUUGGGGAAGGAGGAAUCGGGUAGUUGGACGCUGUAUCCAAAAUUCGAGGAUCUGUUUGCUGAGGUUGACGCAUGUGUCCAAAAUAUUUCCAAUUUGGAACGGGCUACCUCUGUGGUUUAUCAUUUAAUGUAUCACACUCCAAACGGUGCCGACAAGGUGAACGCGGCAGAGCUGAGCUACAAAUACGCUAAAAAGUACAAGGAAAAAAAUCCCAAUUGUUCCGAUAUAGAGGCCGCGUGUAUCAAGGUUAAAACGAAAUAUUACAGUUCCUCGGCAAUGCACAUCUUACACACAUUUCAACUAGCCGAGGACAAAUACUUACAGCUCGUUGCGCAACCCGACGACUUGGUCCACGCUCUCUACCGAGACGAGAGGAUAGUUGAACAAGCCGAGUGUAUUAAUUUCAGUUGUCCAGAUAUUAACAAGGCCGUCGAUGCUCUGGGUGUAUUAUACGAUUUAAAAAUUCAGCAGAUUAGGUACAAUCUACUGAACCAUUGGUUGUGCAGCUCCAGCAACGAAGUGGACUUCGAUUCUACCUUGGCUAUAACGAGUAUCGCGAAAUUGGACACGAAUACUGACGAUAAUCUGAAAAGGGCUACCUACAUUUGUCUGAGCGGCGACAAGUCGUUCUGGCAAACCUAUCUUUUGAAAGCCGGCGUAAACGAGGACGACGUCGCCGAUUCCGAACAGAGAAAUCUGUCGUUCAAAGCCAAAGCGCUGAAAUGUUUUUGCGCCAUUUCGGAUGUCGACACCAUAAUCCGAAUGACGGACGGCGAUUACAACGAGUUUCUGAACUAUAUCGAUAAGUUGUCCCUUCUGAGCGAACUGGAAUGUUUGGGAAUAGCCCUGAAUAUCAGUACUUUGGAUAAGUACAACAAAAAGGAGCUUCUCAAGCGCUUGUCACAAGUCGGGAAACCCAUAGCCGUGAAGGCUAUGGCGUCUGUGUGUACGACGUACUGCAUUAAAGAUAUACGGUACUGGGAGUUCAUAAUAGGCAGUGCCAUUAAACUGGGCAUGUACACCGAACUGAGGACUUAUGUGGACUUCCUAAAAAUCCAUUGUUACAAGAGCUUUUAUAUAAACGCUUGGCAAGUUAUUAUCAAUAAUGCUUUCCACAUACCGAAUACCCUGUCGAAGGAGGAGCUGCAUGAAGUUUAUAUAAAAAACUUUUUGAUGAUACAGUCUUGUCCGGUGCUGUACUCUCUGAAUUUUGAAAAUGUAGUCCAGAGGUGUAUUAUAGACAAAAAGUUCGAGUUUGCGGCCAUAUUGUUGCAAUAUUUAUCCGACGAAAAGAAGGAUGUUUAUGUUAAGAAAAUUUCACCAAAUAGAACCCUGUUUCUGGAUUUGGAUAACUUAUCAAAAAAUGGAAUAUGGGGAACUAGAAAUAUCAAGUCUUGGCUCGCUACAAAAAAUUUAUUUUAAUUUAAG